This is a messenger RNA of Hyalella azteca, 7816 nucleotides long. RefSeq names its product serine-rich adhesin for platelets-like. Gene Ontology annotation, cellular component: plasma membrane; apical junction complex. Bases 288 to 5657 code for a protein of 1789 amino acids. Gene Ontology annotation, biological process: cell-cell junction organization. The record is from RefSeq and is a predicted model, not a curated record. NCBI's taxonomy places the organism in Eukaryota, Metazoa, Arthropoda, Malacostraca, Amphipoda, Hyalellidae. The transcript has 3 exons.
ACUUACCUCAACUGUUAUAUUAACUCCACUAACUUACUAACGCUCACUAACCUACAGCGGCGCGCAAGGGCAGCACCGAGGCAGUCCUAGCACAACAGUUGCAGGAGGGACAGAUUUUGAGCCCGUCCGGCAGCGCUGUCUUCAAUGGUGACAGCAGCGAGAGACGUGACAGUAGAACCGACAGGAAAGGGCAUCAUGAAUUACUCAGCAAAGCAGACGAUUUCGACAGGGAAUUUGCUGUUGAAUCGAAAAAAUCUGCAAUAACCUUGCCAGGUGCAAAACAGGUGAUGCCCGACGCAAACCCGAUGAUAUCACGGUUCAACAAGCAUCCUGUCUCGGAAAGCAUAAUCCAGGGUCAAAACUCUAUCUCGUAUCCAAAAAUCGCCCAGCAAAGGCACGUUAGGACUCUUGGUUUCAUGAGAGGAGAAAGUAUCACAAAUGACGGUGAUGGAGCUGGAGGAGAUUCACUGGCCGAGUACUGCAGACAAAGUCGUCAACAGUACAGCAAGCAGAACGAAGACGCACAAUGGGCAGACCUGGAAUCGACCAAAGGUAUCCUCCAGUCCUUAAUGGCGGAACAAAACGACAACAAACAACAGCCCAGUCGUGACGAGUUUAAUGAAAUUAAUAUUUUAGACCAUUCUUCUCCGGUGCAAGCAAUGAAUGAAAGCAGGUUGAAAGAAAUUGAUGACCGUCGUGUUAAUGGACUGACAAAGGAAGACUCUGCAGAAAUUUUGAGAUCAAAACUUAACGAUCUAAAUUCUCCAGGGACGAACCCAGAAGAAGAGUCGUUGCCGGACGAACACAGGAUCGUAUCGCAGCUGUUGGAGUUCUCUGAGCAAGUGGACAGUGGCCAAAGCACGAAUCAAAACGUAGCGUUUGAGACUUUGCUGGAUUCGCUUCUGGCCUUGCCUUCUGUCUCUGCUGACGAAGCUCUUCUUGAUGACACAUUCUCAGGCAGGCCAAGUGAUGAGAUUGUGACUCAACAACCCAAGUCUGGUGGCAUGGGAUUGCACGAUGACCAGAAACGUACUUCUGACUCGACCAAAAAGUUCAUCAAUCAGGAAACAAACAUGACGGCCGAAGUUAAAGCAAGACAAAGGGUGAUUGAAAUGACUUCUAGGCUAUCGGAAGAAGUAUCAAGGAUGCUGGCAGACGAUACAAAUACUUCGAAGUCAGCAGUCACAAUCGACCACCCCAAACACAACACAGAUGCCUCUCUUUGUACCACUUCAAAUGAAAAUGAGGAGUCUUUAAAUAGUGCAACUUUUAUGACUACUUCAACCAGUAAACCUUCUUCGGCAAUACUCGAAACCGAGACAAGGAAAUUGGAAGCUGUUCAAGAGUCAGCCAAACAAGCGAGUCCUAACCUGAGUUCGUCUUCUCGUUCCUCUUCCGGUGAAGCACAAGAGCUCCCAGGCACGGACCUCAUGGCGGAACUCAAGUGUGCUCUCAGGAGGCGUUCUGACUGUAGCAGUCCUGUUAAAAAAAAUUCUGCUCCACCAAAGCCCGCGAGAAAGACCCAGCAAUCCGUAAUUCACCCUGAAAUGCAGCGGCCAAUGAGCCCCGCAGAUUCUCAGCCAGGCGAAGAAUCCCCAACCCGACGCUACCACAAUGAAUGGGAACAAAUAAGCAGCAGAAUACAACCGCCAAAUGAAACAUUAGUAAAGAGUGCCGUUGUUGUGGAACAGAAACCCCAAUCACGGAAGUCGAGCAUAAAUAAAGAAGUAGUGGCAAGACCCCAGCACGAGCUUUCUUUCGCCAAAUUUGAUACUGAAAAUUCUGUGGGUGAUACGUCCUCAUUCAAGGAUUUUGACGCGAUGAGGGAAGAAAGUAUUCCAGGAACUUCCGCAUCGCAAUCAAACGAAUCCCUGCAGAAUUUGGACACUGGGGUGCAAAAAGGCUACCGCCUGCGUUACAAUUAUGAUCCUAAGACGGCUCGGGCAAGACCGAGGCCUCGGCAGAGUCUGGAGCAGCUUCAGCAACAGUCCCUGCAGCAGCAGCAGGAAAAGCUCCUGCACAGGCAACAAAAAUAUAAGCAACAACAAAGUUCCCAGCUCGAGAACAGCGCACAAGAACCUCAGCAGAUGCAGUUUACCGACACAAGUGCUGUGUCGGGCACACAAGUUUCAGCACAGAGGGAAACGAUACAAGAUGAGCAAAUGACUCACCAACAACGACGGCAAAAUAACACAACCGGAGAAGCAGGGAAAUUAGAAAAACGUGUCUCUGAUGGAGAAACGACGGAGAUGGAGAAACAGCAGAUGGACACGCAACGACAAGACACCAAACAGCAGCCCAGAAAUUCCGCGGACACUAGCAAAACCGGAGUAACAAGAGGACGUCUCAGCAGACCGUCAUCGCCGCCCCCUCCUCCUCCCAACGCAAGAGUGGCCACUUCUUCCAGCUCGGAAUCAACACCAAGAUCAAUUGGUAGUUCGACCACCUCAACACAACAAUUAGAUGAUAAAUAUGUUGCCCAAGUUCCUUGUAAUCGCGGGGACGUCAUUUCUGCUCCAGUUUCAUUACAAAAAGCCCCUACCCCUGUCUCGAAAAGAAGGGUCAUGGCAGUAUCUCCGCCUCCGCCUCCUCCCCCGAGAGUGCGGUCCACUUCACCUGCUGUUGCAGCACAGCAAUCAUCAACGGUUGAACCCACCGGGAAGCGGGUGGGAGAUCCUCCAGAGAAACCUCAAUUAGGAUCAGAGGGUAACAUAGACAAUACAAUCCUGCAACCUCCUCGCCAAACUCCAGCACAAGAUAUUGGUACACAAGAAGAAUUGAACACUAAUAUAGGCCCUCAGAGUUCUGACGAAGAGAGCCGAAAAAUGGAAACCAGCGAUUCUGAGAUAGACGAUGUGAAGGUAGCACGUCAAAAAUUAAAGCAGCAACUAGAACAGCAACUGCAACUACGCAUCCUGCAGCACCAAGGUGAACAGCAAAUUCAGCAGCAGAGUAUUGACGGAAUGGACACCCAAAGUCAGCAAAGUAGGAAAACGAAACUAGAGAAGAGUCACAGUGAACAGUUGAGAGACGAACUACAGCAGCGUCUGUUACUACGCCAGCAACAGAUGCAACAACGAAGCACAAAGACCCAGCAACGCAAACAGGGGCAGAGGCAAAGCCGAGAUACGACAGUAGCGUCGCAGGCUCGAGCAGGAGGACCGCCUCCCGUACCUCCUCAACGAAAAUCCUCCCUCACUCGUUCAUCUUCACCACUUAUAGCUUCCCCAUGUAGGAGUGGAGCAACGUCUCCCCAAUUAAUCCCGGUCCGCGGCGUCAGUAGAUCUUCUUCCCCUCCUAGUCCGCCAACAGCCGAUGGGAGAACAUCUCCAUCUCCUCCUCCCGCUCUCACCUCGGGGUCUUUGUCCUCUUCUUUGAUUUCAUCGCCGGUGUCAUCACUCUCUCCAACUUCGCCCCCGACGACUCUCUAUAGACAUCCAUACCAGGAGGACCCAAAGCAAAUAAUUAUUUCCUCGCUACAGAAAAUACCUCCUCCUCCCCUAUCGCAGAGAAGCUCUUAUAGCGAAGACCAGGUCCGGGGCACACCUGGAAUACCAGACGACCAUUCUCAAAGCGAUUGCUUAGAAACGUCUACCACGACCAGGGUAACAACAGCGCUUAGAACUAACGCACCUGACGUCGGUUAUGAUAGCAGCAAUAGUAAACGGUCAACCUAUUCUGUAAGCGUUAUUAGAUCCCCCCAAACAAAUGAAAUGGGGAAAAUCAACAAUCCUCCUGCCCGCGAAGAUGACGACAUGUCCAUCAGUUGGCCAAUACAAAUGGUACCCAAAGAUUCUUUCUCUCCGGCUUCUCAAAUGGGUGAGUUUGUCAGAAUAUCGACGCAGAAAGAAAAUCACGUCAGUAAAACAAAUAUUCCAAAAGAGCAAGACGCAAAGAGAUCACGGACAGAUUCUCCAUCCGACACUCAGCAACAUAGCAGUUUUCUGACAGGGAGCAACAAUCUCGGAAAUUCUUCUCCACGUUUCCGUAGCUUCAGUCCUGUGAGUUUCAGCGUGGCUCCAGAACCGCCUAACAAGCAGCAAGCAUACAUAACAAACCCAAUAAAUCAGUUAAACUCUUUAGACAUUUUUAAAAACACGCCCGGCACAGCGCAGCGAAUCUAUGGUUCACAUCAAGAUGUGAGUAAUUCUGGUGAAUACGCUUCAGUCAGUAACCGUUACAACACCAUGAGAGAAAGUCGUCACUCCAAAAAUGGAGGGAAACGAGGAUCAGUGCAUAUGGAAGACGAAGAGGAAAACCAUAGAUCAUCUUUCGGCUCUUUUCCUCCAGUGACAAACGACUUGAAAAGAAGCUAUAUCUCGUUGGAAACCAACGAAGGUAGCGAAUCUUUCCGGGACUUCAACAUCAAAGACGAAGAUUGUGGCGAUAAACUGACGGGCGUCGCGACCACGCCGGAUUCCUGCUCUGAUAAUGGCAAUGACAACGCGGCCAGUGACACGACUGACCAGACAAGUGACAGCAUUCAGAUGGACGUGUGUGAGUCGGUUGAUUCUGGAAACGCUGCAUUAGGGGUUGUUAAGUGUCGCAAUCCAACCUGCAAUAAACUCAGUGACACCGAAGAGCUGCGUAUUCUGUUCAAAAGUUGUCACAAUUGUGGAUCUUCUUACUGCUCGCGUGUGUGCAGGAGAUCGCACUGGGAGAAGCAUAAGAAAAUUUGCCAGAAAAUAAGGGCAAAUAAUGCUGCACGUGAAAUAGUGUCCAUGGUAAGAGACAAAGAAGUGUCACUCGAUGCUGCUAGUGCCGUGGGACGUCGGGGUGCUCUAGGCCUCGGAAGAGGCGUAGUCAAAAUGUUUUUCCCUGACAUACCCUCGGCAGAGUCUUUUGUUGAAGGCAACUACACGCCAAGUAUGCACUACCACACUGCCAGCAACCUUAUGCCUAACGAGAUGAGCCCGGAUGUCUACCGUAGCCUAAUGGAGAUGUGUAGAAAUUACAAUAUCGAAAGCAAGUUCAUUCUUUACGUCAGCAUAUGUAUCAACAAUGAGAUCACUAGUGGACCAUCUAAGUGUAAAAGAGAGAACGUCUCUCGUGCGGCUAAGAUAAAACUUUACGAACCCCCAAAGGUUUGCGAGAAGCAGAUUGCGUUCCGACCGGCAGAUAAACCGGUCAGUUCUACCUUCAAGGGCUCUGAGAAUGAACCAAAGGAAUCGAAGGGGUUAAGAUUCCUAACAUUCGCACCUGAUACUCGAGAAGGAGGUGGCCACAUUGAGCGGCAGAAGACUCCUACUGCUCCUUUUAGGACCCCACUUGGCGAUACUGAAGAUGAUGAGACAGGUAGCACCUCUGCAUCAGAUGACUUGGAGACCUUGAUACUGACUCCAGCGCAGCCCAUGAACGUGUCUGCUAGAGAGAAUCGUUCCAUGGCCUUCCACAACAUCGUGCGCCACCUCCGGACACGAGGUGUCCUCCUCAGGACACAGUAUCCUGACCUCUACCAUCAACUUGACGUCUACGCCGACUCUGGGGAGACGUUCGCCCCAAUGACCAUAAGACCUAAAGAUGCAGUGACAGGAAGGCCCUUCGUGUGCGUGAUUAUGCCUCAGCCCGACCCUCAGUACGUCAGGAAGUUGAUGGCGACGAGCAGCAACGUGAGAAAAAUCGAUGUGAUGAAAGCGCCUUCCUCCGAUGUACCCUGAACCUUCCUAUGCCUAACUAAAGGGGAGGCCCAUUUCACCGUAAAGGAUGGAACAAUUCCCAAAAGUCGAAUGACUUCUUCCAUAAUCAUUUAUAUAACAUUAAUGUUGUUUAUAGAUCGACUCAAUUACGUGUCUCUGAAACGAUGGUCAUGGUAUACCAGUACUAUUAAUGAUCACUUCCUGACGUCACUGUCAAUUCCCGAGGGCUACUUAUGUCCCAUUUUUGAGUAUUAGACAUAUACCUGCUAACGUGAGCAUAAAAUUUAAUAUUUCAAAGCCUUUGGAAAUUGUAGAUGUAUAGCCGAAAAUGGAUCCAAGUAUUAGUAAUAUUUAAGUUAGUUUAGUCAUCUUAGGAUUAAUUUUGAUGAUUACUUCUGUCUCUGGGGCCGAAUUAUAUAAACAUCAAACCCCUUUUGAUCUACGAUAGUCAUAAAUCUUUUUUUAACGCAUGCCGCUGGUAGCUUUAGUUCAAACUUGAGUGGAAAUUAAUUGUGUAUUUCCAACUGCACUAUCAUUUUGCGUACCUGACGCCAGAGUAGACUUUGAAGAAGAAGUUAACAAGUGUAACCCCAAGUUUUGGCUGGGUCCACGCCAUACUGCCGAGCACGCGCCAGGCAUAUGCCAGUGCAAUAUUUUUUAAUGCAUUUCAUAGAAGCAUUCAUACCAUCCAUGCAAGGCAUAUGCCAUGCCCAUGGUGUGAAGGCUUCUAUUGAAAUGCAGUAAAGAAUAUUGGACAGGACCGUGACUGGCAGUAUGGUGUGAACCCGACCUCAUUCAUAUAUUCGUGCAACGUUACAGCGUAGUUUGAUUCUCGCUAUAGCGAGCCUUCAGGAACUGUUAUGUGUGAAACUGUUAUCAUUCUUAGAAGAAAUUAAUCUAGUUCUGUUGUUAUACCUGUUGCUGUCUAUCAAUUGUUGUUUAAAUCUUACCUGGUGGCGGUAAAUUGAACUCCGUGUGAACUGUGAUGUAAUUACCUUGAUGUAUAACACCCUAGUUACAUAGAAGAUCUUAACAUUUCCCUAGACUUAGUUAUGCAACAAAACAAGAACAGAUCAUUCCUAUAAGCUUAGAAGAGUAAAUUUUCAAGUUCCAGACAUUCCCAUAGGUCUAAUCACUGGCACCAGAGAAACCUUACUAUCCCAUAUGGUUUAAAAAAUAUAAGAAUUAAAUAUGAACUCAUUCCAUUAGCCCUAAUAAUGCAAACCAACUUGAUCCCAGAACCAGUUCCUUCAAAGUGAUUAAAUUAGGCUUAGUCACGAGGGGAAACUUAGCCCCUAACCAUAUUUGAAAACCCAGUUAUACUAACGGUGCAUAUGUACAUAAUUUUGAAUAAAUCUUACACCAAAGUUCAAUCAAAACAUUUAUGGGCCCAUCCUCACGAUUAUAGGCCUAAUAAAUGCAUAUUACGAGCCUUAUGCCGUAUUAUAAAAAUUAGUUACCAGUACGUAACUCCAACAGCCAAUCACUUUCCAAACUAAGCCAAUCAAUAACAGGCGAGAAAUCGGCCUCUUCGUAAGUGCUUAAGGCGCUACGCAAGUACUAUGGCCGCUACGUGUUUAAAAAUUUUUUUUUAACUUUUUAAAUUGGGUCAUGGGCAUUAGAUAUGGUUUUAAAUAUGGUCUAAUUCCAAACUUUCUACAGUUCUUGUCAAGGUACGAGAUUUUCCAACUCAACAUACAUGUAUGGAUGAUAUAACUUCAUCGUGCUGAUAUAUGGUGGUUAUCUAGUGACAUCGCUUCUAAAUUAAUCAGUGGUAGAGUGUUCGCUUUGCAUGCGAAAAACCCCGGGUUCGAUACCCGGCACCUCCAGUUCUUUUGUUAUAGAAAUCAUGAUUCGAGUCAAGCGGGCCAUUUAACUGCAUCGACUUUAUUACCAUGUAGUAAACAGCAAUAAUGAAAUUCUUAUGCAUUGCUUUCAGUUCGAUUAGAAGCGAGCUUACAUAUUAUAUUAUGGGCAUGUAAGGUCGCUCAUCUUCACUUAGAACAAUGAGUGAGACGAUGUACAUUUUUUGGAUUUGUGUUGCAGAGCAAAACUGAGUUAGGAUGACCCACAUGUGGGUUAAAAGUGCAAUAAAGUUACUACUCAAACAUCCGUUCGUUUUAAAAAAAGGUACAAAAGAACGGAAACGAAAGAUCUUUUAUAAGAUCUUCUACAGUUGU